CUCGACCGGGCCCAGCGCUUCAAGUGGUACGUCGCGCUGCUCAUGGUCGCGGCGGCGUUCUUCUCGACGGCGCUCAACUUCCUGCCGCUCGUCGUCAUCAAGCCCGCCAAGUUCGCCACGGCCUUCUGCAUCGGCACCGUCGCGUCCAUCGCGGCCAAGUUCAUGCUCAACGGGCCGCUCACGCAGCUGCGGAAGAUGGUCGCGCUCCGGAAGCUGCCCUACACGCUGGCCCUCUUCGCGUCGACGGCGCUGACGCUCUACGCCUGCUUCGGCCUGGGCAACUUCGUCGCCAUCGUGCUCUCGAGCGGCAUGCAGAUCGCCGCGCUCCUCUACUACCUUUUUGGCGACACGCCGGGCGGCAUCGCGGGCAUCAAGCUCCUCGGCCGCCUC
Messenger RNA from Aureococcus anophagefferens, 390 nucleotides. RefSeq lists its product as hypothetical. NCBI's taxonomy places the organism in Eukaryota, Pelagophyceae, Pelagomonadales, Pelagomonadaceae. Gene Ontology annotation, biological process: vesicle-mediated transport. The record is from RefSeq and is a predicted model, not a curated record. The transcript has a single exon. Gene Ontology annotation, cellular component: membrane. The annotation marks the transcript as partial.